CCAAAAUGAAUUCACCUAACACACCUAAUCAAAUAAUAAAUAAUUAAUUUGCAUUAAAGAAAAAAUUAUUAGCUGGAUCAUAUGGUAUCGUUUUUGAAGCUGAAGAUUUAUUCAAAAAAUAGAUGGUUGCCGUUAAAAUUGAGAAAAAAGAAAAAAAUACAACACUUGAUCGUGAAAUACAUAUUCUUACAAGAUUAUAAGGUACAUAAGGAGUUCCAAAGUUAAUAUGGAGUGGAAUAAAUAAUAAUUCCACCAAUGUUCUUGUUCAAUAAUUGCUAACAAAGGAUAUUGGUGUAUAUUUACAAGAAUAUCGAAAAUUUUCAUUAAAAACUGUUCUAAUUAUAACUGAUUACUUAUUACAAGUAAUAAGAAGAAUUCAUAAUAAAUCAGUUGUUCAUAGAGAUUUAAAACCUGAAAAUAUCAUGUAUCAUUAAAAACAAAUCUAUAUUGUUGAUUUUGGUAUAAGCAAGCUCUAUCGAGAUAAUAACUUAAAACAUAUGUAAAAAUUUUGUAUAAAAAAAAUAGACAAUUUAAAGAAGGUCGAUCAUUUGUAGGAACCACUAGAUAUGCUUCAAUAGCAGCUCAUAAAGGUUAGGAACUUGGAAGAAAGGACGAUCUUGAAUCUUUGAUUUAUAUAGAUAUUCUAUUGUUAAAAGGGUUAUAUCAACUUAUUUAUUUAGAAUAAAGAACUUUGCCAUGGUAGAAUAUGUUAGGUUAAAAUAACAAAGAAAGAUAAAAAUAAGUUGGUGAAAAGAAAAUGAAAAUGACUCCUACAGAAAUUUGCGGUGAUUUACCAAUUGAAUUUUAAAAGGCUUUAGAGUAAUCAUAUAUAAUAAUUCAAAGUUAUAUUAGAUCUUUGUAAUACUAAAGUGAUCCAGAUUAUGAUUAUUUAAUUUAACUAUUCAGAAAAUUAGCAUAAUCUAGAAAAAUUGAAUAUGACGAUAUUUAUGACUGGACUUAAUAGACAAAAUAAACUACACCCGAUAAUUAACAAUAAGAAAUUGCUAUUAAAUAAAUUGCUUCUUUAUAAUAAUUCGAAAGAUCUCCUAGAACUAUGUAAAAUAAAUGGUAUUUAUAUAUGAUAAUAUAGCCAAUCACUCAAGGUUGCUUCAACCUAAGAUGUUUUUUAAGAUAGAAAAAAAUCUCUUUAGAAUAACUUAUAAUUAAAUUUUUAAUAAAAUCAACUAAAUAGAUCAAUUUAAAAUACAUAUGUGCUUAGUUAAAUUGCAAAUGAUUAUGAUUCAAAAUAAGACUAUUUUUCUUAAGAUGAUGUUAGCGAUACUCUAUUCUAAAGAUACACUUAAUUAAAAUCUCAAAUCUUAUAAAUGUAUUUCUUAACCCAUAUUUAGACAUCAUUUGUAAAAUAUAGAGAAUCAAAAUCCAAAUAAUAAAAUAUGUGCCAGUUGA
Paramecium sonneborni is the source of this 1407-nucleotide messenger RNA. The record is from the annotation of a GenBank genome assembly. NCBI's taxonomy places the organism in Eukaryota, Ciliophora, Oligohymenophorea, Peniculida, Parameciidae.